ACCCCGUAGGGAGGGGGUGCUGCCCACUUCUUGACGUAAUCUUUUUGCGCCGGAAGCGCCGCCAUGCGGGGGCGCCUUCUCCGCGCUUGGCGCGAGGGACUGAAGGCGGCGGGCGGCGGAGUGGGGUCUCGGCGGGAGCCGCCAUGGCGGGUGUUGUUCUUUGGCACCGACCGCUUCGCUGUUACUACUUUGCGUGCCUUGCAGGCCGCCAGGGAGCCCAGCAGGGGCUUGCUUGUGUCCAGGUUGGAGGUGGUGACGCUGCCCUCCUGCCUGCCCGUAGAACUGCCUGUGAAGAGCUGUGCCCAUGAGCUCCAGCUGCCUGUGCACGAGUGGCCACAGACGGGGCCUGUGGGGCAGUUUGAUGUUGGUGUGGUGGCAUCGUUUGGGCGUCUCUUGAGUGAGGACCUUAUUCUGCAGUUCCCAUAUGGCGUGCUGAAUGUCCAUCCCAGCUGCCUCCCGCGGUGGCGUGGUCCUGCACCAAUAGUCCACACAGUACUUCAUGGUGACAAAGUGACCGGGGUAACAGUUAUGGAAAUAAGACCGAAGAGGUUCGAUGUAGGCCCAAUUAUUAAGCAAGAAGUGUGUCCUGUUCCUCCUCAAUGUACUACAAAGGAGUUGGAAGUGAUAUUAGCAGAGAUGGGUGCAAACAUGCUGCUGUCAGUUUUGAAAAACUUGCCUGAAAGCUUAGAAAAUAAAAAAGAGCAACCAAAAGAAGGAGUAACAUUUGCUCCUAAAAUAUCUGUAGCUAAGAGUUGUAUAAAUUGGGAAGAACAAACAGCUGCACAAAUAAUUCAGCUGCAUCGUGCCAUAGGAAGUAUGUUUCCUUUGCAGACACUUUGGAAGGGCAGUACUGUUAAACUUCUGGAUUUUGUGGAAGUGGAUAAUAUCCUUGAUUCUGUUGAGACAAGUGCUUUAAACCUCUUUUGCUUGUUUGCAUUAAAAACACGAAGCAAUCUUGUGUUGCUUCUAGAUCAAGUAUUAAAUGACCACGGAGUUGUUCCUGGCUCACUACUCUACCAUAAAACGUCCCAGACACUGAUAGCUCGUUGCAAGGAGGGCUGGGUUGGAAUCAAAACAGUAGUAUUAAAGAAGAAGCUUACAGCUAUUGACUUCUACAAUGGGUAUAUGCACUCUUGGUUCCAGCAGAACUCAAGAACAGUUCAUCAGGAAUGCAGGUUUCAAACACUCAAACUUAACACAGCAAAGAAGACUCUGAAAGAGAGGGAAGUAUUGUUGCAGGAUAUAAAGCGGUAGAUGUUUUUUUUCCAUAUCUUAAAGUACAUCUAUAAGUUAAUAUAAAAUAUUUUGAUUCCAAACAAUAACAUUGAACUUGGUGAAGUUUUUCUUCCCAGAAUGUGUGACCUUAUUGUCAAGCAUUCUGUUCUCAUCUUGGAUUUCUGAUGAUGAUCAUUUCUUUUACCCCAUUAAGGAAGAGAAUCUCUGUAUGCACCAACAGCAGUGAAUAAAUCUGUUUCCACUGUUGGGUAAUAAAUAU
Messenger RNA from Phasianus colchicus (ring-necked pheasant), 1495 nucleotides. RefSeq names its product mitochondrial methionyl-tRNA formyltransferase (gene MTFMT). NCBI's taxonomy places the organism in Eukaryota, Metazoa, Chordata, Aves, Galliformes, Phasianidae. Gene Ontology annotation, molecular function: methionyl-tRNA formyltransferase activity. The record is from RefSeq and is a predicted model, not a curated record. Gene Ontology annotation, cellular component: mitochondrion. Gene Ontology annotation, biological process: conversion of methionyl-tRNA to N-formyl-methionyl-tRNA; biosynthetic process.